Arvicola amphibius (Eurasian water vole) is the source of this 1131-nucleotide messenger RNA. RefSeq names its product cell division cycle associated 5 (gene Cdca5). The record is from RefSeq and is a predicted model, not a curated record. NCBI's taxonomy places the organism in Eukaryota, Metazoa, Chordata, Mammalia, Rodentia, Cricetidae. The transcript has 6 exons. Bases 54 to 800 code for a protein of 248 amino acids.
UUCCCGCGGGCGUAGGUUGGCAACCGCGGCGGAGACUGAGCCGGAUCGUGGGCAUGUCGGAGCGGCGAACGCGGUCCGGAGGGGCCGCCCAGCGGUCGGGAGUCAGGACUCCACUUACUAAGUCUUCUAAGAGGUCCCAGCGGAAAUCUGGCUCAGAUCUCCCAAACAGCUUUCCUGAAAUUUGGCCGAAGACACCUCAUGCGGCUCCGGUCAGAAAGCCCAUCGUCUUGAAGAAGAUCGUGGCUCACGCGUUAGAGGUCCCAUCUGUUCACACGCUUCGAAGGAGUCCUAGGAUCUCUUUUAUCUUGGAAAAAGAAAACAGCCCUCCUCUCAAGGUCCCUACUAAGGAGGACCUCUUCAAGACUUGCAGUGUUCCUGGUACCCCCACCAGCACCCCAGUGCUGUAUGCUCAGAAUGUUGACUCUAACUCCGGGGAGGGAGAGCUGGACACCAGAGACUUGGAAAUGUCCCAGAAAGUCAGACGGUCAUACAGUCGGCUGGAGAGCCUCAGUUCUGCCUCAACCUCUACUCCUGGUCGCCGGUCCUUCUUUGGCUUUGAAGGACCUGAAGACGUGCCUGGAGUCUCACCUGUUGUGUGUUCAAAGUUAACUGAAGUCCCAAAAGUACCUGUGAAGCCCUGGGUUCCAGACACAACCCUUCCUGGUAUCUCUCCUCCAGCUGUGAAAGAGAAGCGAAAGAAGAAGGUGCCAGAGAUUCUGAAAUCAGAGCUGGAUGAGUGGGCUAUGGCCAUGAAUGCUGAGUUUGAAGCUGCUGAACAGUUUGAUCUUCUGAUUGAAUGAGAUAGAGUGGGGGUACCCCCACCAGGCUCUCACCUCUCUCUCUCCUUGUGCAUAUUGCCCUUGAGUAGAAUAGGACUUGUAAGGUUCUCUUUAUUGGCCUUGUUAUCCAGAAAGGUGUUUCUGGCCCCUUGUCAUAUUGUGACUAGUUACCCUGGGCAGUCUACCUUCACAGUGUUGGAGAUGAGAAGCCACUUCUGCUCUGAGCCCGCACUGUCAGAAACAGGUUCGGCUGUGGGCUGUCUCUGGUGGUGCCCUCUGGUGGUGGCUUACAGUCUGGCCACCAACCAGUAAAGGCGUUCUAUAGAGUCUGAUAGGGAACUCACAGGCUGGG